AUGCAAGACACAAGACAGACACUGGAGCUACCGAGCUCGAUACGCGUCAUCUCGCUGAACUGCUGGGGCCUCAAGUUCAUCUCAAAAUACCGCCAUGAACGUCUCGUAGAGAUCGGCAACCACCUCGCCAGAGUAUCGCCUGCUCCUGAGAUUGUCGGCCUGCAAGAAUGCUGGACUCAACAAGACUUCAACGCUAUUCGCGAACGAACAAAACAUAUCCUGCCCUAUGGAAAGUUCUACUGGAGUGGCAUCUUUGGCGGCGGUCUGGCCAUCCUAUCCAAAUGGCCCAUUGAGGAGAGCACCAUGGUCAGGUAUCCGCUCAAUGGCCGACCUGCUGCCUUCUACCGCGGCGACUGGUAUGUUGGCAAAGGCGUGGCCUGCGCCCGUAUCCGCCUGGGUCCGGGCAAGAAAGAUGUUGUCGAGGUCUUCACCACACACCUGCACGCUCCGUACGAAGCCGAGCCGAACGAUUCCUACAUCUGCCAUCGUACUGCUCAAGCAUGGGAGAUUGCAAAGCUCAUGCGUGGUGCUGCCGAACGUGGCCAUAUGGUCCUCGGUCUGGGCGACUUCAACAUGAUCCCACUAUCGCUGGCUCACCGCUUGAUCGAGGCUCAUUCCCCUGUCAAGGAUGUUUGGAGAGUCUUACAUCCAGACUCUGCCAUUGGUGCUGCCACACAUGAGGCCGAGAAGGCAAGAGGAAUGCCAGUUCCUUCAUCCGAUGAGUGUCUGAAAGAGCAUGGAACCACCUGCGACAAUAGGUAUAACACCUGGCGCUGGAACAAGGGUGACAAGAAGAAGCUGCUAGAGAAGAGAGAAGACACCCAUAUUGAUGGCUCACAACCAGAUCCGAAAGCCAAACGUCUGGAUUAUAUCUUCUUCGGCGGCGACGCGGAGGGCCCAGCAUCACAAUGGAGCAUCGACAGCGUCAACGUAGGAGCUACCGAACGACACCCAGAGCUGCUCUGCUCCCUCUCCGACCACUUUUCCGUAGAAACAACACUUACACGCUCACCUCACCCAACAAACACACUACCACAAUCAACCACUUUCCUACCUCUUGAAACCUACGACCAAAUCCUCGCCAUGAUUCACAAAUACGAGCUUCGCGAACGCAAGCAACGCAGGUACCGCUUAUACCACUUUGGCGCCGAGCUGCUCAUCGCCAUCGGCUGUCUGAUCGCCGUCUGGUGGUCACCACGCAACUUUGUAGCCUUCUUACUCAUGCUGCUGAGUACAUUGGGACUCUCAGCCGGCGUCAUCGACGGCUUGAUGGGAGGAUUAUUUGUAGGGAGCGAAUUACGUGCGCUCAAAGAAUUUGAGUGGGAGAUUACAAAUGCGAGGACGAUGGCUUUGAAUGCACAACAGGCCUUGUUGAAAUAG
This is a messenger RNA of Aureobasidium musti, 1380 nucleotides long. The record is from the annotation of a GenBank genome assembly. NCBI's taxonomy places the organism in Eukaryota, Fungi, Ascomycota, Dothideomycetes, Dothideales, Saccotheciaceae.